AUGUUUAUAGGUGGCGCUGGAGGUAAAGGCACAUGGGGUGCACCGGGGGAUGAAUUAUUUGAGGAUGGUAGUUGCAGGGAUGCAAAAGAUCCUAACUAUGACUCAGAUAGUCAGCUGAGCAGAGUUCUUAGUGAAUUUAAAUCUUUUUCUUGGUUAAAAUCAAUUACAUCCGACCACAUACCACAUCCAUUCACAAGACAGAUGAGAGAGAAAUACCAAUUGAAGCAACUUUUUUUAGGAACAACUGAUACCUUGACCAAAUAUAACAUUGUAGUUGGAGGGGACCAAUUAACUAGAGUACAUUUAGAAGGUUCUAAACAUCUACUGUUGCAGGCACUGAAUCCUGUCAACAGGUUUGAACAUCUGAAUCCUGUAAUCUGUGAAUUUUGGCAUUUAAAGCAGGAUUUUCUAGAGAAGUUGUACAAGCACCAGUUAUACAUCACAAAGACACUGAGAGAGCAAGGCACUUUAGCAUAUUUCAGAACUCUUCUCAGAAGGACAGAUGUCAAUGGAAAAAUCAAGUCUAAUUUUCAGGGACAUGCCAAUUUGAUUAAAAUUGUAGUUAAGAGGCUCAUUGUUGAGCAGUUUUUGUCAUUUUUUAAUAUGCAAAACGAAAAUGACAACAACCCUUCCCCUGCUAAUUUAAACAUUCAAGAUAAUGUUUCUUCCGCCAAUAAAAUUACUAAAGUUGGGGUUCAACGGGAAAUUAUUGGACUCUUUUUUGAAAUAUUAUGGGUAUAUUCCUAUAAGGCAGAAUGUAUAGAUUAUCUGUCUAAGCAUAUGGCAGAAUUAUAUGGCAGAAUGUAUAGAUUAUCGUCUAAGUAUAUGGCAGAAUGUAUAGAUUAUAUUCUUAAAGUUGAGUUUUUCUCAUCACCUUUAAAUAAAUUGCGAAUUUUAGAGGACAGCUUUGUCAAUGUUAAAGGCGGUACAUGUAAAAAUGUUGAGGCUGACAUGGUACAGGAACAUCAUGUUAGACACCAGAAAGAUUUAAUAAAACAGAUAGGUGCAAACAAAUCAAACGUAGCAAUAUCUCGAACUACAAGUGAUAGUAACAUACUAGCUUCUAUUAUCGAUAAUUUUGACACCUCAAAUGGUAUAAACAGGAAAACACCAUCCUAUACAAAGUUUGUUUUUACCGAGGAGGAACACAUCAUACGCCCAAAACUUAGGGAAUUUAAUUAUUUUGAGUACAGUGUAAACAGACAAAUGGAAGUAAUAGAACAAAAUCUUUGA
This is a messenger RNA of Mytilus californianus (California mussel), 1233 nucleotides long. RefSeq lists its product as uncharacterized. NCBI's taxonomy places the organism in Eukaryota, Metazoa, Mollusca, Bivalvia, Mytilida, Mytilidae. The record is from RefSeq and is a predicted model, not a curated record. The transcript has 6 exons. Bases 1 to 1233 code for a protein of 410 amino acids.